AGAGAAGGCGGAUAACAAAGUACUGAUAAGUCCUGAGGAGAUUUUUUUUAAAGGAACUUAUUCAGUUCGAAGCGCUGGAACAUUCUAGGCCAGAUCUCUCUCUCUCUCUAUCUCUCUCUCUCCCUCCCUCGCUGUCUCUGGUGACAAAGUCCUGAAAGGGACCAUGGUGACGACCACUAAUGCUACAUGAUCCCAGGGGGACUUACACCUGCAGCCCGAGCACGCCAAAGGACACGCGGCGAUGUACUAUUUCCCUCCAUGGAUCUCGUUACUUUAACUCGGGCUUUGCGGGGACGUCCAAAAGGAUUCCUCUCAGCUUCAACGGCAAAAGUCAGUCUCCUGCCUGUCAUGAGGCCUCCAACAACUGCCAUCGAGAUAUAAAGUUCAGCCUGCCAAAGACUUGGAAUGGAGUCAAAGAUGGCGGAAGUUUCAGCAUCCAGACCGGAUCGAACCAUCCAGAUCAAGAGGGCCAAUUUCACCAAUGACCAAGUUGCCCUGGACCAGGACGAGCUAACACAGGAGCCCAAGGCGCCGGUCUUCAGGCGUAAACUCCGCAAGGCGGCGGUGGGAACAGGCUGUGACAUUCGUCUGAGGGUGUCAGUGACGGGGUUUCCCGAACCCUCUCUCGCCUGGUACCACAACCACACAUUCCUGCCUCCCUCGGAAGCCCAGGACUCAGGAGGGCUGUGGAUACGCGACUGCCGUACGCGGGACGCUGGCUUGUACACCUGCGUGGCCGCCAAUGAGUCGGGGGAGGCGAGCUGCAGCGCCAUCCUUGCCGUCAUGGACCUUGGAGAAGACUCUGAGAACACAGAAGAUGAGACCACAGAGCCCCAGGUGGAACCCAAAGGAGGGGCAGGGAGGCACCACGAAAAGGGCGGCCGAAAAGGACCUUCUGGAGAGGGGGAUCGGAUGAUGGACUAUAACCCCGAUGGUUCCGAUCGCCAGUCCACACUUCCAGGCUCGUUUGACCCAAUUGUAGAGCGGGAGCUCCGGACGCUGAACUCUCGACCCCCAGUCCCCAACAUGGACCCCACAAACCCAUCCAGGACUCAAAACGAUGCAGAAUUAUACGGGAGUUUCUCCCAUGCGCCUCUGACCUGUCCUCAACCACCUUCCAUCACACACAUAAACCACACCAACGCCUCAAAUCCAGGCGAGAAUCAACCCAGACCUCCAAAUGAUUCAGAUAAGGCCUCUGGCGUUGUGGCAUCCAAGUUGGCUCGUGCAGGGCCAAAGAUCUCUGACAAGGUCCGGGCUUUUGAGGAGCGAAGGUUGAGUGUGGAUCUGCCGGACCUUGUCGGAUCCAUUCCAGGGCUGGAUUGUAGAGAAAAGAACGAGGAAGCCGCACAAAAACGGACAGCCUUCAAGCAACGAGCCUCCUCUCUGGAGGACAAAAACAGCUUCUCGCAGCGCGUUCAGAGCUACCAGAACAAGUUCACGGAGGAACUGGACAGGAUUAAAAAGCUUGUUAGAACAGACAUAAAAAAGGCAUAUUCUACCGAGCAGCUAGCACGAAAAGAUUGUUUGAUGUCAAGCAAGGUGGAGCCCAUCCCUCCGGAGGUGAUUAAAAAACUGGAGGCAAGGCGAGAUCUGGAAGGAACUCGGGCCUGGGAGGCUGGCGGACCGCAAACUAAAGUUCCUAAAAGAGUGAAGCCAAGCCCAAAGAAAAACACAGCAUAUUACUCAUCGCAAGGCAGCACUGGCAAUAAUAGUGUUGCCAUGGAGACAGCACCAGUUCACCAGUUGCCAGGGCAACCAUUGACAACAGCCAAGACCGGACUCAUCAGGGAAACCACACCGAGUUCUUCUCACUCUCUCUUGCCAGAACACCGAUCUCCUUCACGCAAGGACAAUGACAGAUCCCACGGUCCGACAGGAAAAAGAGCGCCGGCAGUCGCGGCGAGGGAAGCCGGGUCGCAGUAUCCAGCCGAGCCCCCGAAGCUCACCCCGUCACCCACCAGCCCACACCUGAAGAGAAGCAAGGCCAUUCCUUCCAUCCUGGUGGAAGAUGAAACUGUACCGACUGAACAUGAUGCACGUGGAAUGCGGAGGAAGGAGGAGAAACGUGGCAAAGAGCCAUGCAAGAGGUUAGUCCGGUCCUUGGAAGUCGGACGCUCCACCCACCUUUCAGGUAGAGAGUACAUGAGCCUAAAGGAGGAGGUGAUGGAACACAAUCAAGAUAGUCCUGCUCUGACCAAAAGUGUCAACUUGGAGGAGCCUCCUGGUUUCCAGGUGGGGCCGUGUGACCAAACAGUGAUGGAGGGCCAGGAUGUUGUCAUCUCGGUGAAAGUCACAGGGCAGCCCAAACCUACGGUUCGCUGGCUGAAGGACAACGCUCCGGUGAAGACGGCAGGACGCUUCUCCGUGCAGGAGAUGGACUUUGGUUCCAGCGAGAUGAAAAUCAUCUCAGCAAAGCGGUCAGAUGCGGGGCUCUACAUUUGCAAGCUUGUCAACCGGUGCGGAGUAAAACAGGAAGAGUGCAGAGUGGAGGUCAAAGGUGCAGCACAGACCAACUUGACAAUUGUGCAGGAGAUCAAAGACGUGACAGUAAGGGGCGGUGAGUCGGCCAUGUUUGAAUGCCAUGUCACAGGGCCCCCGGACAUGGAUGUGGAUUGGUUGUCCAACGGGAAGCUGAUCCAGCCGGCGUUGCUCAACUGCAAGAUGCACUUUGACGGCCGGAGGUGCCGCCUGCUGCUCAAUUCAGUGCACGAAGAUGACAGCGGGAAGUACACAUGCAAGUUGAGCACGGCUAAAGAGGAGUUGACCUCCAGUGCAAGCCUGAAGGUCACACCCUCCAAAGAGCCAUUGUUCACUCGCAAGCUGGACAUCCUGGAGGUCAUCGCAGGUCGCACGGCCCGUUUUGACUGCAAGGUGAGCGGGUCACCGGCACCACAAGUCACCUGGAUGCACUUUGACACCAGAGUGGAGGAGAGCGACAAUGUGCACAUUCUCAGCGAGGGAGGGCGCCACUCGCUGGUCAUCACCAACGUCAGCAGUGACACGGAGGGCUUCUACACGGCCAUGGCUCAGAACAUUCACGGAAAGUCUGAAUGUACCGCCGAGCUUUACAUGCAGGAGCAUAGGGCCGCCAUCUCUUCUCACAUGUCCGCACUGGAGAAGAUGCCGUCCAUCCCAGAGGAGCCAGAACAUAUAGAGAGUGAAGUGGAAAAGAGAACCAUGCCGGAUUUUGUUAAACCUCUGGUAGACAUGGAAGUCAUUGAGGGCAAAGAGACCGUGCUUUGCUGCAAGGUGACAGGCCUGCCUUACCCAACCAUCGCCUGGUACCACAGCGGCAAGCGCAUUGCAAGCAGCGAGGAGCGCAAAAUGACUCAGUACAGGGAUGUCCACAGCCUGCUCAUUCAGAGCGCUUCUCACGCUGAUGGCGGCGUCUACAAGGCCGUGAUCGCUAACAAAGUGGGUAAAGCAGCCUGUUAUGCACAUUUAUAUGUCACAGAUAUCAUUCCAGAACCACCUGACGGCCCUCCUGUCAUAGAAACCAUCACAGGGAAAACUAUAACCCUGAGCUGGAAGAGACCAAAGAGACUGGACGCAUCUUAUGACCCUGGUUCUUUGCUAUAUGUGCUCCAGCAGCAACCUCUGGGUUCCAUACAGUGGUCCAAUGUGGCGUCCAAUCUAAGGGAGACCAGCUACACCGUCAAUUGCCUAUCCAAGGGAGUCCGCUAUGCUUUUAGGGUCCUGGCGUCUACUGGCAAGACACUUAGCAAGCCUUCACCAUCUACUGAUCUGGUCCAGCUGCUGGACAGAGGACCCUACUUGAAGAAAGCGCCGGUCAUCGUGGACAAACCGGACAUUGUGUAUGUGGUCGACAACCAACCUGCGAGCAUCUCAAUCACCCUGAACCAUGUGCAUGCGACAGUAACUUGGAAAAGGAGGGGCGUGUCCUUGGUCAACAAACCGGGGGUGUGCGAGAUGAGCAUGCCAGACGAUGAUCAACACUCCCUCACACUUCAGAGGGUCAAGGCCUCAGACCUGGGCCAGCUGGUGAUGUUGGCCAGCAACCAAUUUGGCAGCGACCUCUGCAGGCUUGAGCUCGCCAUGGCAGUGCCGCCUAAGUUUGAAACGAUCAUGGAGGACGUGGAUGUGGAAGCCGGGGAAACGUCCCGUCUGGCUGUCGUGGUCGAAGGGAAACCAGAUCCAGACAUUUUCUGGUACAAGGAUGAUGAGCUCCUCUCCGAGAGCAGCUAUUUCACCUUUGUUUACGAUGACCCGGAAUAUUCUCUUGUGAUCCUCAACGCCCGUCCGGGGCACUCUGGUGUUUAUACAUGCACUGCAAAAAACAUGGCUGGAUCCAACUCCUGCAAGGCUGAACUGACGGUUCACACAGAGCGAAAAGAGGCAAUAGAACCAAUGGAAGACAAGGGAACCAUUCUCAGGAAGAUGCGACGCUUGACCGACUACUAUGACCUCCACAAGGAGAUAGGCAGGGGGGCCUUCUCUUACAUAAAACGGGUAACUCAGAAGAAGGGAAAGAGGGAUUUUGCCGCCAAGUUCACAUCCGCACGCGGGAAAAGGAAAGCCUUGGCACUGCGGGAGAUGGAACUGCUGUCAUCACUGGACCAUGAGCGGAUCAUCUACUUCCACGAUGCCUUUGAAAAGAAGAACGUGGUUGUGCUCAUAACAGAAUUGUGUCAUGAAGAGCUGCUGGAACGAAUGUCCAGAAGAACAACCGUCACAGAUCUGGAAAUCCGUCGAAGUGUUCAGCAGGUGUUAGAAGGCCUCCGUUACCUUCAUGAGAAAGGAAUUGCUCACCUCGACAUCAAGCCAGAAAACAUUUUGAUGACUGGUAGCAGCAGUGACCAGAUCCGUAUAUGCGACUUCGGUAAUGCCCUCAGACUGGAGUCACCCGAGGAGCACUAUUGCAAGUAUGGCACACCAGAAUACGUGAGCCCAGAAAUUGUGAACCAAACCCCCGUUUCCACAGCAACAGACAUAUGGCCAGUUGGCGUCAUUACAUAUCUCUGCCUGACAGGAGUGUCGCCAUUUGCCGGUGAAAACGACCGCGAAACAGCGUUAAACAUUCGAAACUACAAUGUGGCCUUUGAAGAGAGUAUGUUGUCUGCCCUCUGCAAAGAAGCAAGGGGCUUUGUCAUCAAGCUCUUGGUGGUGGACCGCCUGAGGCCGAGCGCCGUUGAAUGCCUCCGCCAUCCUUGGUUUAAGUCAGAAAGCAACAAAGGCAUCUGCACAGCGAGGCUUAAACAGACGUUGUCUCGAAGGCGAUGGCAGCGCUCCCUCAUCAGUUACAAAUCCAAGAUGGUGAUGCGCCCAAUCCCAGAGAUACUUAAUGACGCAUCUAACCACGUCUCGAUUGCAGUGGCCCGGCAAUUGAAAGACGGCUCACCGCCGCCUUCCUCGUCCUCCGACUCUGAGGCGGAUGUAGAUGAACUGCCCUUCAUUCCAAUGCCGAUAUCUAUGGUUUUCUCCGGUUCCAGAGUCUCCCUGAAUGAGAUCCCCGCAGAUGAACAAAUUGUUGUCGAGAAAACUAAGGACAACCUGGACACAAUUAGCCCAGACGAGACAAAUCAAGAGACAAAACGAGCUCCGCUUAGAAAAGGAUUAAGCACCGAGUCUGAUGAAUCACAAACAAAAGCCAGAAGAUCGACCAUGAGGAGAGGCAGCUCUGCGGACUCUGCACUACUUCUACAUAUUGACCCCGAGGAGGACAAUGCCAUUAAAGAUACAGAAACCAGCAGCAAUAGCCUGAAAAAGGCAGCUUCUCUGGAACUGCCACACCGUAGCCCAAGCCCUGGCAUGACAAAGCUCAGCCAGGAGGAUUACGCCUUGAAACUGGAGCUCAUGAGACAGCGGCUGCUAAGGGGCGGUAACAUGGAUAAAAAGAUGAGUGGCCUCCGAGGGCCUUUGUUUGAAACACUUGGCAUGGAUGAUGAGAGGCAGACCGGGUCUCUCGAUCGGAAUCUGAGGAGAUCCAAAACAGGGCAAUCUACACUCACAAGAGCUGCAUCUUCUGAGAAUGCUGGAGAGGACACAACAAAGACCAGAGUUUUUCGGAAAAGUGUCUCCUUUACCCAGGGAGAUUCUGAGCCCAUGCCACUUCACCGCAGGUAUGGAGCUCCUUUGGAGAUUCCAUCCGUCAUCAAUGUCAGCACAGAGAGUAAGAAGCUUCAGGAAGCAACAUCGAUGUCGGCACUAACAGGACAAACGAUGCUGGAGUCAGCCUCGCCAACUGAACACAACUCUUUUGUCUACCCAACACCAGGGAAAGGGGACCAACGCAAAAAACUGAAUUAUGAAGAAAAAAUAGCCAAGAAUGAAGGUGAAUCUGAGUUGAAAUCACCUUCAGUAGUUUAUCCCAUAAUUGUGAUAGAAGAGGAUGAUGACAAAGAGGACACAAGAAAGAAAUAUCAGGACAUGCAAAUACAUGGAAAAGAAGGGAUGGAAGAUAAAGAAACAUCACAAACCUAUAAAACAUCAUUUGCAAACAGAAGCCGUGCAGAAACCAAUGUAGUGUCCUCUGAAACAUCUGAUCAGGUUCCUGACAAGUCAAGAGGCAGACCUGAGCCUAAAGAAAAUGCUUCAUCAUCGAAACACUCGGCUGUGUUUGCAAAAGUAGCCACUGGCCAGUCAUCUUCUGCUUCAAAUUCCUCGUUAUCAAAUUCGGAUAUUUCUGGCGUUCUUAGCCACCCAAAACUGAGAACAGAUAUCAAAGACAUUGACUCAGAGGAGGUCUUUGAGUCCAGAUUUAAGAAGCGGGAAUCCUCUUUGACCCGUGGCCUCAGAAAGCUUACAAGAAACAAAUCAGAGGGGGAAUCGCCUGUGCCAAGCCGUAAGCUCGGCGGUGGAGGUGAAGAGGUUUACAGGCCAGGGCCAAGGGGAGCUCCUCUUGAGAUGAGCUCCAAAGGGCUACAAGAGAAGUCCAAAUCAGUUCAAGACCUACGUGAAGAUGAGACAAAGGAACGAGGCCUGAGCCUUAUCGGAAGGUUUUCAUUACGAGGAAAGAGAUCAACAUCCGAUGAUAAAAAGGGAGAAAAAUCCACUGAAAGAAAGACUCAGGACGCACAGGAAAGUGCGGCCACUAAGAGGACUACUUGGGCAAUCGGUCGAAGUAAAUCUCUGGACACCAAAGAGCAAGAUAGAGAUCAAAGAAAGGCUGAUGAGUCUGCAAUUUCUUCUGUGAGGCGCAGGUUUGAGUCCAAAGUGGCAGGAAUCUCUGCUAAAAUACGAACCCAGUCUGAGGAUAGGAAGGAUAAACAUGCCGAGGGAAGUCAGAAAGAGACGGACUUGAAGAAGAUCACAGAUUCUUCCGUCUUUGCAAUGCGACAGAAGUUUGAGAAUAAAGUGGCGGGAAUUUCCACGAAAAUACGAAGCCAGUCGGACGAGAGAAAAGAGAACACAGAAGGAAAGAGGACGCCGUUGUUUUCUCGCCAUCGCCACUCACGCUCUGAGGGUCGCGGACUGCAAGAAAUUUGCGUGCCUGAAAAUCAGCUUGCAAAACAGGUUGCCGUCGGUACGUCCAAAGAGUCGAUUGAAUCUGUUUCAAGUGUUCAUUCUGAGAAAGAGAACGACCGGCGGUCCAGAUGGGACAGGUGGGGUCUAAGCAGGAGCAAAAAAGACAAAACACCUUCCCAGACUGACAUUCUUUUACCUGCCCCAAAAGAGGAGGAGAACUCAAACCCUCCAAAGUUUGUCCGUUCUGCUUCAGACUUCCCACCCGUGUUCCAUAUCAAACUCAAGGACCAAAUAUUGCUUGAAGGAGAGCAGGUCACCCUUUGCUGCCUGCCGGCAGGAAGUCCCCCUCCUGACAUUUCAUGGAUGAAAGAUCGUAAAGCUGUGCUAGCGGACGACCGCAUUAGUCUGAUCUCCCAUCCAGAUGGCAGGCAGCUUCUUACCAUCCUCAAGUGUAUCCAGAAAGAUGCCGGGGUGUACGAGUGUUUAGCGACUAAUCCCAUUGCUGCCAUCACCACGUCCUGUACAUUGUCGAUAGCAUAUAUUCCUAAGCGACCAGGGACCCCUGAGGUGCCACAGACGUACAACAACACCGCCCUGGUGCUUUGGAAGCCGGCAGACACCAAGCCUCCAUGCAGCUAUACUCUGGAAAGAAAGACAGAAGGAGAUUCAACGUGGCAAACGGUGGCCACCAGGGUGGUUGACUGCUACUACAAUGUGACGGACUUACCACCAGGUGGCUUGUUCAGGUUCCGUGUGUCCUGCGUGAACAAGGCAGGACAGGGGCCGCAUAGCAACUGUUCAGCUCCAGUCAAGUUGGAAUCAACAGCUCAAGACGCAAUACCAGAGGUGGCUGUUGUGAAGACGGCGAACCCACGAGAGCCUCUGGUGUCCCCCUCAUCCAUCCCCCAACCCACACCCAUAAUGACUGUCACAGUUACAGCUGCUGAAGAUGCAACUGCACAAGUGAUGUCUCCUUCUUCCCCAUCAUCCUUAGGUCCUUCAAGCCGUAAUACGCCAAAAAAUACUCCAUAUGACCCAAAAACAAGCGCUAAACAUCCCUCUGCACCAUUUAUAGUGCCCAAACCCCAAAGUCCCGUGAACAUAGUGUCUCCUAUGACCCAGAGUCCCUUCACACUUGUAACUCCACCUUCAACCCCCACCAAACCAGCCUCAGUGCCCAUUAAAGGCACCACAGCAUCUGUGGCCACAUCUCCCGUCUCCUUCUCCCCUCAAGUGCUUCAAACAUCCAGCCUGAGCCCCAUCGGCGAAGGGGUCAGUACGCCCGGCAGAGGGACCCCGUCCACGGCUCUGCGGCAAGGGGUUCCGCAAAAACCAUACACCUUCCUGGAGGAGAAAUCCAGGGGUCGUUUUGGAGUCAUCCGCGAAUGCCGUGAGAACGCCACGGGCAAAAUGUACAUGGCCAAGAUCAUCCCCUAUAGCCAUGAGAACAAACAGGAGGUGUUGAAGGAGUAUGAGAUUUUGAAAUCCCUGCACAACGAAAGAGUCAUGGCACUGCACGAGGCCUACGUCACGCCGCGUUACGUCGUGCUGGUGGCAGAGUACUACACAGGCAAAGAGCUUCUGCACAGCCUCAUAGACAGGUUUCGCUACUCCGAGGAUGACGUGGUGGAGUACUUGGUGCAGAUCCUUCAGGGAGUCGAGUACCUCCACAACCGCAGGGUCCUCCACCUGGACUUGAAGCCCGACAACAUUAUGGUGACAAACAAUAACACCAUCAAGAUUGUAGACUUUGGGAGCGCUCAGAGCUUUAACCCGCUUAGUCUUAAGCAGCAGGACUCCGGAACAGGAACUCUGGAAUACAUGGCUCCUGAAAUGGUGAAAGGUGAAGUGGUGGGGCCCCCAGCCGAUAUUUGGACAGUCGGAAUUGUUAUCUACAUUAUGCUGAGCGGCCGACUGCCUUUCCAGGACAAAGACCUGCAGAGGGUUAAAUCCAAGAUCCUGACGGCGAAGUUUGACCCAACAAGACUGUACCCCAACGUGUCCCAGAGCGCUUCUGCUUUUGUCAAGAAGAUGUUGAGCAGUUAUGCUUGGGCUCGCCCGACCACCCGAGACUGCUUCACCCAGGCGUGGCUGCAGGAUACUUACCUGAUGAGGCUGAGACGGCAGACUCUGACCUUCACCACCGGCAGACUCAAGGAGUUCCUGGUGGAGCAGCAGUGUCGCCGGGCUGAGAGCUCCACCAAACACAAGGUGCAGCUGCGCACCUACCAGAACGCACCCCAGUCCGUACCGCCAGGUCCCGGCCCAAAGUGAAAUAAUCGACCGACUCCGGUCGCCUGGAAUGACGCAUCGUCGACCCGUUCUUAAGGCUGCCGAGUCGGCCGCAGAAGACGAGAUACUUUCAGAUGCCGAUGCAUCGCGUGCAAUUCUUAAUACUGAAAUUGUUCAUCAUCAGCCUUCUUUUACCUGUGAAUGUACCAUACUUUGAGCUGCUAACUUAUAUUGGUUAAAAAAAAUGAAAAAAAAAAUUGCUAACAUAACUUUUUCCUUCGAAUGUUUACUUUGUUCAUGUUAAUUUAUUUGCAUGCAUGCACGAGCAUCUUUCAAUCGCUUUUUGACUCAAUAAGGGAAAACAAAAAAGAAAAAGGAGAAUCCCUGUGGUUGUUAUUUAAGGUAGGGUGCAAUUAAAGGCCUACUGAAACCCACUACUACCGACCACGCAGUCUGAUAGUUUAUAUAUCAAUGAUGAAAUAUUAACAUUGCAACACAUGCCAAUACGCCCGGUGUAGUUUACUAAAUUACAAUUUUAAAUUUCUUGCGGAGUUUAUUGUUGAACGUCUCGGGUUGUAGCGCAGCACCACACAUGGCUAAAAAUCGUCUCUUUUCAUCGCACAAUUACACAGUAAUUUGGACAUCUGUUUUGCUGAAUCUUUUGCAAUUUGUUCAAUUAAUAAUGGAGACGUCAAAGAAGAAUGCUGUUGGUGGAAAGCGGUGGAUUGCAGCUGCCUUUAGCACCAAAACACAGUGUUGCUUUGUUUGUUGUGAAGCUUUAACACAGAGCGGUUGAGCGAACAUGUUUCUCUACGUCAACCAGCAAGUUUUUGGAUGGGAAAACUGUGAUACUGAGUCUGCUCUUACCGGAGACAUCACUGGAUUAUAGGACCUCCUCCUGGAGCUCAAAAAGGCAGCUUUGAUCUUGACUCCUCGGUUUCUCUCUUGGGGCGGCAUGGCGUAGUGGGUAGAGCGGCCGUGCCAGAAACCUGAGGUUUUAAGGUUCGCUUCCCACCUAUUGACAUCCAAAUCGCUGCCGUUGUGUCCUUGGGCAGGACACUUCACCCUUGCCCUCGGUGCCGGUCACACUGGUGAAUGAAUGAUGAAUGAAUGAUUGGUGGUGGUCGGGGGGGCCGUAGGCGCAAACUGGCAGCCACGCUUCCGUCAGUCUACCCCAGGGCAGCUGUGGCUACAUAUGUAGCUUACCACCACCAGGUGUGAAUGAAUGAUGGGUUCGCACUUCUUGUGAGCGCUUUGAGUAUCUAACAAUAGAAAAGCGCCAUAUAAAUCUAAUCCAUCAUUAUUAUUAUUAUUAUUAUUCUCAGAGACACUGGCGUUCACCGCAGCCAUCCGACUUUCAGGUAUGAUUUUACGAUCUCACUAAAACACUAUUAAAACAAUAAGCAGAUAAGGAAUCUUCCAGAAUUAUCCUAGUAAAUGUGUCCAACUACUGCCGCCGCCUGGAAUCGCCUUUUCUUUUUUGUGCUUCUCUCUAACUUUCCUCAUCCACAAAUAUUUCAUCCUCGCUCAAAUUAAUGGGGAAAUUGUCCAUUUCUCGGUCCGAAUAGCUCUUUGCUGCUGGAGGCUGUGAUUUUAAACAAUGUGAGGAUGUGAGGAGCUCCACAACCCGUGACGUCACGCGCACAUCGUCUGCUACUUCCGAUACAGGCAAGGCUUUUUUAUUAGCGACCAAAAGUUGCGAACUUUAUCGUCGAUGUUCUCUACUAAAUCCUUUCAGCAAAAAUAUGGCAAUAUCGCGAAAUGAUCAAGUAUGACACAUAGAAUGGACCUGCUAUCCCCGUUUAAAUAAGAAAAUCUCAUUUCAGUAGGCCUUUAAUGUGUCUGUGGAUUAUAAACAGUGAGCAGCGGAGAUUAGAACAGUCACACCACAAUGGUGAACUCCCGUGGUUCCUCAGUGUUACUCGUACUUGGUGAAGUUAUGGUUGCCCAGUCAGUGCCUAGAUUGGACUUGAAUCCAAAGCAUCUGUGUUUUAACGUGUUCCGGUGGUAAAUCACUUGUUUUGUUAUGAACAAACCUUAGCCCCGCUGUUGCAACUUUACAAAGACAUGCUCUUGUCGACAUGUGACAGCAUUGAUAGCAUUUAAUAGUCCUGUUACUCUAACAACACUCCAUUUUUAUUUCAAUUUGGAUGCUGAAAAAUGUGUAAAUGUGACACUUUGCCGUGUUUAUACGUGGGAAAUGUUUUUUUUUUUUUUUUCCAGAGACAGUAUGUAAUAAAUUGUUGAUAGAAA
Molecule: messenger RNA, 11913 nt
Organism: Nerophis ophidion (straightnose pipefish)
Lineage: Eukaryota; Metazoa; Chordata; Actinopteri; Syngnathiformes; Syngnathidae
Gene: spega
Product: striated muscle enriched protein kinase a
Exons: 40
Coding region: 406-9702 (3098 amino acids)
Biological process (GO): protein phosphorylation
Molecular function (GO): ATP binding; protein binding; protein kinase activity
Source: RefSeq, a predicted model, not a curated record